CUCGGCGACAUGCGCCAUUGAAAACAAACGUACCAGAUACGGCGGGUAUUGCCGCUUUCGUUCAUUUGUAUUCUACCCCAUUAGAAACCUUAGCUCGUCUCCAGUAAACGUUCUACAUUUUUGCGGACAAUGGAGACUAUAUUAGAACAACAGCGUCGCUAUCACGAAGAGAAAGAGAGGCUAAUGGAUGCUAAAACUAAAGAAAUGUUACACAAGAAGUCGACGCUGCGUGAACAAAUCAAUUCUGACCAUCGAACAAGAGCGAUGUUGGAUAGGUAUAUGGAAGUGAGCGCAAAUCUCAGAGACCUGUAUGAAGACAAAGAUGGGAUGAGGAGAGACGAACUUGCAGCCAUCUCAGGACCAAACGAGUUUGCAGAGUUCUACAACCGACUCAAACAGAUAAAGGAGUUCCACCGAAAGCAUCCAAAUGAAAUUUCCAUCCCCAUGUCUGCAGAGUUCGAGGAGCUGAUGAAGGCCAGAGAUAACCCCAGCGAGGAGGCUCAGAAUAUGGUGGACUUCACCGAUGAGGAGGGGUACGGCCGAUACCUCGACCUGCACGACUGCUACCUGAAGUACAUCAACUUAAAGGGAGCUGAGAAGCUGGAGUACAUCACUUACCUGUCUUCAUUUGACCAGCUGUUCGACAUUCCCAAGGACAGGAAAAACGCUGAAUACAAAAAGUAA
Neolamprologus brichardi is the source of this 684-nucleotide messenger RNA. The record is from RefSeq and is a predicted model, not a curated record. NCBI's taxonomy places the organism in Eukaryota, Metazoa, Chordata, Actinopteri, Cichliformes, Cichlidae.